UGGCAACUUGUGAUUGGCUAAAAUAAAAACCGGCGUUUUACUUCCGGAUAACGGUUCUCGCGAGAGGUUAUGUUAUUCAAGAUGGAAGCCGCCUAUGGUGUUCACUUUGGGUGCACAUCGGCAUGUCUAGCUGUAACUAAGGAUGACAAGACAGAUGUUAUAGCUAAUGAUCUUGGAGACCGCACAACGCCUUGCAUUGUGGCCUUUACGGAACAUGAACAGUCUGUUGGUAUGGCUGCAAAACAGGGUAUGAUUCGUAAUCUCUCCAACACAGUCUGUCACGUCAAACAGAUUCUUGGACGCAGUUUCCACGACCCAGCCGUUGUGCAGUACAAACGAUCUUCAAAUACAACAGUUGUUGAUAAAAAUGGAGAGCCUUUCUAUGAGGUGGAUUACAAGGAAUCACGGCAGCAAAUUUCCCCUUCAGACAUCGCUGUUGCUAUAUACAAGAAAAUGCUAGAGACGGCCCAGAGUCAUGGUGGUCUGUCCGGUACCCAGGACUCAGUGCUGGCGGUUCCUCCACAUUUCACACAGCAGCAGAAGAAAGCCAUCAGCGCAGCAGCGAACCAUGCGGGUUUCAACAUCCUACGCGUUAUCAGUGAACCUACUGCGGCAGUGCUUGCAUAUGAUAUAGGACAGAAUGAUAGUCAUUAUAAUGGGUUCGUGCUGGUGUUCCGACUGGGAGGGGUGUCUGCUGAAGCGUCAGUGGUGAGCGUGCACAAUGGCAUGUACCAGAUAAUAACCAGUGUGACUGACACCAGUCUCGGCGGAGACAUAUGCACUGAGGCACUUACUGAAUACCUCAUGGCAGAAUUCAAACGACAAACAAAGAACGAUAUUAGUGACAACAAGCGAGCAAUUUCCAAGCUAUCUCAUGCAGCUGAGGUAAGCAAACACACACUGACCAAGCUGGACAAUGUCCACUGCGCUGUCGACUCCCUGUUUGAUGGGAUGGACUUCAACACCAAAAUCUCACGGGCUAGGUUUGAUAGCAGUGUAAGCGAUAUUGUCCAAAGGUGUACACAGUUCAUCGACAAAGUGUUAUCAGAUGCACAACUUACUAGAAAAUCAGUAAAUAAGUUGAUAUUGUGCGGGGGCGGUUGCAACAUGCCUGUGCUACAGAAAGCUGUCUCAGACAUGUUCUCAAACUGUGAUAUACUGAAUACCAUCAACCCAGAGGAGGUGAUAGCCAUUGGUGCUGCCAAACAGGCAGGUAUACUAUCUGUUCUUGAAGAUGACGAUAUAAAGCUGAAUGUAGGAGACUGCGAUGUAGAAUGCAUCACAAAACCCAUACAUAUCAAAUCAAUGACCAGUGAAGGGCCACAACUUGUUCCAGUAUUUCCAGGGUAUGCUCCCUUGCACUCAAGAAAACACAUGGACUUCUCUCUUGCUGCAAAUCAGACAGCAUUUCUUUUUGAAAUAUAUGAGGGAAGUUCUUUAGAAGAUGCAGUUUUAUUAGCGAAGAUUGUAAUGAGGGAAUUGCCAGAAGGUUCUACUGUGAAUUUGAAUUUCCAUUUACGCAGGGAUGGACACUUGCAUGUCACUUGCACUGAGCCUACAACCAACAAAUCUGAAUCCAUUACUAUAGAACCCAGUUGAAAAUGGAUUAUGCAUGAAGCAGCAGAAUAUUUGAAUUUCAUUGGCUAAACCUUCUCUUACAGAAGUUGUCAAUAGUGAACAGUGAUCUUGUUCUAUCUGUAUUAUUCUUGCACGAUAGCUAAUAAAUUGAGCAAAAUUUAUAACACACUUUUAUAACAAAAAAAACUUCAACCCCAAAACAGUACAGUAUAUUACAUGCAUGAAUGUGUUAUAUUCUUGUUAAGAAGUUGGCGAGUUCUUUUUUUUUCAGACAAACGCAAUGGACUCAAAUUAACAUUAAAAACGUUCAUGCCAUGGAAGCUGUUGUUGUUCAGCUAAGUCAGUUAAAUAUUUAAUUAAAAUUAAAAAUGAGCAUGUUUUGUUUUAGUCUUCCAUUUAAUAAAUGAAGCUGUGUGAA
Messenger RNA from Dreissena polymorpha, 1996 nucleotides. RefSeq names its product heat shock 70 kDa protein 14-like. Gene Ontology annotation, biological process: protein refolding; cellular response to unfolded protein. Lineage: Eukaryota; Metazoa; Mollusca; Bivalvia; Myida; Dreissenidae. The transcript is spliced from 13 exons. Gene Ontology annotation, cellular component: ribosome; cytoplasm. The coding region runs from base 70 to 1599 and encodes 509 amino acids. Gene Ontology annotation, molecular function: heat shock protein binding; ATP-dependent protein folding chaperone; ATP hydrolysis activity. The record is from RefSeq and is a predicted model, not a curated record.